AUGGUAAGGAGAUUAUGCCUAACUCUUGCGGGCUGGAAGACAGAUGGCUUGAAGACGUGUCAAUGAAAGACGCAGUGCUCCAAAAGGCAAGCUACCCCUUGUGUUAUAAAUGUGGCUUUUGCUUCUUCCUCAACAAGCCUUUGCAUAUAUCACAACUUGAUCUUUAAUUGUCUGGUGAUGUUCAAAUAAACCAUGGCUCCACUCCUGCAAGUCAUGGUUAAACGUAUGUCACUGGAACAUUCAGCAUCUAACUGACAGUAAGUUUGAAGGAUAAUCUCCAUGUUUCUUAAGGAACUCAAAGAUCUCAAUAUUCUAUUUCUUACUGAAAUGUUUUAUUCCAAAAAAAUACCAGACUCGUUUUACAUUAUCCCUGGUUAUGCACUAUUUCGAAAAGACAGGUUUGGCAAAUUUAAAAAAAGGCAGUGGAGUUCUGGCUUUUGCAACCAACUUGAUCAUUGUAAAAAGAAGGUCUGACUUUAAAGUCUCUGAUAUUGAACCAUUAUGGCUGAAGGUAUGCCCCCAUAAAUCAAAUAAUUCCUUCUUUGUUGGAGGUAUUUUUGGGCCACCUUCUAAUAAAGUCAAGGAUGAUAAGAAAUUAGCCAAGAACAUAAAAAUUUACCACUAG
Pocillopora meandrina is the source of this 625-nucleotide messenger RNA. Lineage: Eukaryota; Metazoa; Cnidaria; Anthozoa; Scleractinia; Pocilloporidae. The record is from the annotation of a GenBank genome assembly.